Messenger RNA from Spodoptera littoralis (African cotton leafworm), 1209 nucleotides. NCBI's taxonomy places the organism in Eukaryota, Metazoa, Arthropoda, Insecta, Lepidoptera, Noctuidae. The record is from the annotation of a GenBank genome assembly.
AUGAAAAUUAUGCUGGGCAAGUUGCCACGACCAUGGAUCGUCGACGAUGCCAAGGAUGAUGGGUACACAGCACUGCACCUGGCAGCGCUGAACAAUCACGCCGAGGUAGCAGAACUGCUUGUUCGAGGAGGCGCGAGACCAGACCUCCAGAAUGCCAACCUGCAAACAGCUCUACACCUCGCUGUCGAACGACAACACACGCAGAUCGUCCGCUUACUCGUCGCACAUGGAGCGAAUCUCAAUAUUUGUGACAAGGAUGGCGACACUCCGCUACACGAGGCGCUGCGCCACCACACGCUGCAACAGCUACGUCGUCUACAAGACGCGCGCGACGCAGCGCUACUCACGGGUCUUGCGCACGCGCACGAUAAGAAAUCCUCCGCUUCCAUUGCAUGCUUCCUUGCUGCACAUGGAGCUGAUCUAACUAUCAAGAAUAAGAAAGGUCAGACACCCCUAGAUCUAUGCCCCGAUCCGAAUCUUUGCAAGACAUUGACGACAUGCCGCAAAGAAGGAGCCAGUUUGGGUGGCGAGGGCACUCCGGAGAGCGAGCCGUGCUCAUUGAAUGCAGCGACUGCAAGCACAUCGGGCGUGACGGCCGCGUCACCCGCGCCCGCAGAGAGCGCCGCCGCCCUCACCACUCCCACACAGCCUGCGUCCUCUGACCCCACGGCAGACGAGUGCCUCGUUUGCUCCGAUGCCAAACGAGAUACACUGUUCCGUCCGUGUGGACACAUUUGCUGCUGUAGCGUUUGUGCAGCUAGGGUAAAGAAGUGCCUGACGUGUCGCGCGGGCGUGGUGUCGCGGCAGCGCGUGGGCGAGUGCGUGGUGUGCUCGGAGGCGGCGGCGGCCGUGCUGUGUCGGCCGUGCGGCCACGUGUGCGUGUGCGUCAACUGCGCGCCGCUCAUGCGCAAGUGUGUCGAGUGUCGCACGCCGCUGCAGCCGCCGCCCGCGCCCGCCGCGCCCCCCGCGCCCGCCGCGCCCGCCGCGCCCCCGGCCGCGCUGCAAGCACCCGCGCCACACAAAAUUGACUUGGAGAAGGAGAGUAGCAGCAACCUGGCGCAGGUGCAAACGAUGUGUCCGAUCUGCCUGGACCGGCUGAAGAACAUGAUCUUCCUGUGCGGCCACGGCAUGUGCCAGAUGUGCGGCGACCGCAUCACGGUCUGCCCCAUCUGUCGCAAGCAGGUCGAGAAGCGGAUCCUGCUCUACUGA